Molecule: messenger RNA, 2715 nt
Organism: Lathyrus oleraceus (garden pea)
Lineage: Eukaryota; Viridiplantae; Streptophyta; Magnoliopsida; Fabales; Fabaceae
Product: mitogen-activated protein kinase 10
Exons: 11
Coding region: 497-2350 (617 amino acids)
Biological process (GO): protein phosphorylation
Molecular function (GO): MAP kinase activity; ATP binding
Source: RefSeq, a predicted model, not a curated record
AGAUUUAAGCCUCAAAGCUCUCUAAAUUUUUUCAUUCUCUCUCUCUCUCUCCUCUCUGUGCCUGUGUCGGUGUACAUACACAGAUCUAGAUUACUCCACGUUGUUCAUUUCUUUAUCAAGUUUUGAUUUUUGAACUGAAAUAAUUCGUGGGGUUGUGUUGUUUUUUCCUUUUGUGUUGAGGGUAGCUAAAGGGUAAUUGUUUUAAGGUUGGAUCUUUGGUGGGGUUAUGAAAAUGAGGGUGGUUUAAUUACUGGGUUGGAGUAGUGUCACUAUAUAAUUGUGGGUGGUUGAUGGUUUUUGUAUAGGUUGGUGGUUUUGUUGUUGUUGUUUUGAUUUUUAAGGGAAGGUGUAUGUGGGAUCUUAUUUUGAUUCUAUGUUUUGUGAAGAGAAGAAUAAGGUGGGAUUGUUGUGCUUUUGUGAUAAUGUGUAGGGGUAGAUGGGGAAAAUGUGGAUGAGUUGAGGGAUUUUUGGGAAAAUUUGUGGGUGUCAGAAGAUAAUGCAGCAAGAUCAUAGAAAAAAGAAUUCGACGGAGAUGGACUUCUUCUCUGAGUAUGGCGAUGCCAACCGGUACAAAAUUCAGGAAGUCAUUGGUAAAGGAAGUUACGGUGUUGUCUGUUCGGCCAUUGACACUCAUACCGGUGAGAAAGUCGCCAUUAAGAAAAUUCAUGACAUUUUCGAGCAUAUAUCUGAUGCUGCGCGUAUUCUCCGUGAGAUAAAGCUGCUUAGACUUCUACGACAUCCUGAUAUUGUUGAAAUUAAACACAUUAUGCUUCCUCCUUCUAGGAAGGAUUUCAAAGAUAUUUACGUUGUUUUUGAGCUUAUGGAGUCCGAUCUUCAUCAAGUUAUUAAAGCGAACGAUGACUUAACAAAAGAGCACUAUCAGUUUUUUCUUUAUCAAUUGCUUCGAGCACUGAAGUAUAUUCACACUGCGAAUGUCUAUCAUCGAGAUUUGAAGCCGAAAAAUAUACUGGCGAAUGCGAACUGUAAACUUAAAAUUUGCGAUUUUGGUCUAGCUAGAGUUGCAUUCAGUGACACACCAACAACUGUAUUUUGGACGGAUUAUGUCGCUACAAGGUGGUAUAGAGCUCCCGAGCUAUGUGGAUCAUUUUACUCAAAGUACACACCAGCGAUUGAUAUAUGGAGUAUAGGUUGCAUUUUUGCUGAAGUAUUAACAGGAAAGCCUCUUUUUCCUGGAAAGAAUGUGGUCCAUCAAUUGGAUCUGAUGACAGAUCUGCUCGGCACUCCCUCACUGGAUACUAUAUCACGAGUGCGCAACGAGAAGGCAAGAAGAUACCUUACCAGCAUGAGAAAAAAACAGCCUGUGCCAUUUGCACAGAAAUUUCCAAAUGCCGACCCUUUAGCUCUACGACUAUUGGAAAGGUUGCUCGCUUUUGACCCAAAAGACCGACCUACUGCUGAAGAGGCACUUGCCGAUCCUUACUUCAAGGGACUUGCAAAAGUUGAGAGGGAACCGUCCUGCCAGCCUAUCACCAAAAUGGAGUUUGAAUUUGAAAGACGAAGAGUCACAAAGGAAGAAAUUCGAGAGCUAAUUUUCCGCGAGAUUCUAGAGUAUCAUCCUCAACUUUUGAAAGACUACAUCAAUGGAACAGAAAGAACUAAUUUUCUCUAUCCAAGUGCCGUGGAUCAAUUCAGAAAGCAGUUUGCUCAUCUAGAGGAAAAUGGUAAAAAUGGUCCUGUUAUACCACUUGACCGAAAACAUGUUUCUCUUCCAAGGUCAACAAUUGUACAUUCAAAUUCGUUACCUCAAAAAGAGCAAACAAGUAUUGCUUCUAGCAAAAACCGGCCAACACCCGAGGAAUAUAACAAGAUCACCAGAGAUACCGAAAUUCCAAUGCCAAGGACGAUCCAAGGACCGCAAAGAAUUCCACUAUCAAAGCCUGGUAAAGUUGUCGGGCCGGUUGUUCCGUACGAGUAUGGAAAUAUUGUUAAGGAUUCUUACGAUCCAAGGGCGUUUAUCAGAGGUUCUUCUGUGCUUCCUCCUCAACCUGUUCCGCCAGCUUAUUACUAUCAAAGGCCGCCUAGUAGUACAUCUAAUCAAGAAAGGUCGGUUGCCGAAGCCGAUAAGGGCGUGGUGAUGCAAGCAAAACAUGGACAACAAUGUGGAGUUAAUGCGAAGAUGGGACCAGAUAUAGCCAUUAAUAUCGAUACAAAUCCGUUUUUCAUGACAAGGGUAGGAGUAAACAAGAUAGAAAAAGAUGAUCAAAUCGCCAUAGAAACAAAUUUGUUGCAAUCAAAGGCGGCGCAAUAUGGUGGAGUUGGUGCAGCAGCUGGGGCCACCGCUCAUAGAAAAGUUGGAACUGUUCAAUAUGGUAUGACAAGAAUGUUCUAGGAAGGAAAUAGAUUCCCUGCAAUUUCUGUCACUUCUCGAUAUCGAUUGAGAAGUGCGCAGCGUAGGGAAUAUGGACCCUUCUAGGAGAAGGUUUUCUUGUGAAUAUAUUGUCUGAGGGGGAGCAUUGCAAAAGAAAAAGGCUCUUGGUAGGGAAGGAUCUAUGUGGUGUCAUUGUUUGUACAAAAUGUGAGGGAGUGUGAUGAGGAUCAUUGUGGCUAUACUUCCUUCGAAAGGGUUAGGUUUCUUUGGUCAAAAAGCUAUGAACUUUGGUUAACAAGUAUUAAGAAACUGUAACAUUGAAAUUGUGUAUGUUAAUACAUAACCAUCUUUUUAGUGUUUGAGUUUAGAGAUGGCAAUUGAAUUCA